AUGUCCAUGUCAAUGGGAGGCAUGUCCGGCAUGGGCCAUAUGUCUAUGGGUGCCGGCGUGCCAAGCCCUUUCUAUCUCCAGAGAAUGUACUGGGCAGUGGUAGGAAGUGCUAUAGGAGCUGCUGCCGUUGUCAAUUUCUUUAAUUGGUUUCUGGCUCGCCAGAGAAUGCGAGAUUCGACCUAUACUCCCGCUAGACCCAAAUCCCUGUUAUUCGUAUUUUGCGCCACUGUCACAGCAUUGGUGCGCGAAGCAAGCUAUGCGACUCUACCUCCGUUAUCUCUCAAAGGCCGGACCUUUCACUUUGCUCCUUUGGGACCGGUUGCCAUCAUCCUUACCAACAUAGUCACGCUUAUGGUGCUUUGCUUUUACAAGUUGGACACAACAGACCAGUGGAAAUGGGAAGACGUGGGCUACCGCACGGGAUUCAUCACGAUUGCGCAAUUGCCAUUGAUCUUUCUGCUAGCAGGAAGACAAAAUAUCAUUGGAUAUUUGGCUGGCAUGGGCUACGAACGACUCAAUUGGUUUCAUCGAUGGGUCUCUCGGAUUCUAUGGCUGACGGCCACGAUUCAUAUGGGCUUUUGGUUCCGUGAUUGGGGCCAAUACGACUACAUUACAUACAAGCUGAAGAACGAUGCUCUGGCGAAGCGUGGAUUUGCGGCAUGGGUCAUUUUGAGUUUCAUCGUCAUUUCAUCCGCCGCCCCCGUGCGGAAUAUAAGCUACGAGAUCUUCGUUUUGCAGCAUCUGGUCACCUUUGUGGGUUUCAUAGUUGCAGUAUGGCUUCAUGCUCCGAGUGAGGUUAAAGCCUGGGUGUGGAUCCCUAUUGGACUGCUGAUCUUCGAUCGCGUUGCACGAUAUACAUGGGCUACCUACGCUAAUCUGUCGAUCUUCCACCGUUCCGUCAACUCCAAACACCCACUCUGGGCAAAUCGCGCCUCAUUCACACCGUUGCCAGGGAAUGUGACUCGUAUCACGAUUGAGAACCCUGGUAUUAGCUGGAGGCCGGGUCAGCAUGUAUUCCUCACCUGCCACUCCGUUGUGCCGCUGCAGUGCCAUCCAUUCACUAUUGUCUCCUUACCCGAGGACAACAAGAUGGAAUUCUUCGUCCGCGCAGGAAAGGGCGGCACGAGUAGAUUUUUUCGCUACGCAUCCAAACACCAUAAAACCCUUGGCUCUGGCGAGAUAUCGCCACAAAAAGGGGAGCGCACCGUAUUCAUUGACGGCCCAUACGGAAUGCACAGGCCACUCCGCCAAUUCGACUCCGUCGUUUUACUAGCAGGAGGCACGGGUACGACAUUCAUAAUUCCCUGUCUCAGGGAUAUUGUGGCGGCAUGGAAAGGAGAGUCGCAGCAACCGGAUUCCAAAACACGACAGGCCGCGACCAAACGGAUCCGAUUCGUGUGGGUGAUCAAAUCACGCGCUCACCUGAGCUGGUUUGACUCGCAGUUGCAGACAGCGCUUGCAGCCGUCGACGAGUGCCGACGCAGUCAGCCGGACCUCAUAAGAGAAAUAGAAAUGAGCAUUUACAUCACAUGUGAUGAAGCGCUGGAGCCAACCACCAACACAAUGGACCGGACCAUAUGCUCGCAAGCUCAACCCGCCACCCUCUUUAUUGCUGAAACGCAUGAUGAAAAGGGGGGAAUAACCCAAAAAGAGGACAACGUCACGGUCCAACCGCUCUCCUCCAGCUCAUCCUUCUCCAACCAACCAGCAACAGGCUGUCUUCCAAACGGCGGUUGCUGCUGUACAGCCCGCGUCGAAGACGAAGACGAAAUCACCGAACAACACCGUUGCACCUGUUCCGGACACGCAGCUGUCCGUACCAGUCCUGUCAUUAAAAAGAAGACUGACGAGAAAGCCAUAUCACCAGCACAAAACACCAUCCCCAUCCUCUCCGGCCGCCCACAACCACGGACCAUCAUCCGGAAGGUAUUGGAGAAAGCCGAAGGCGAAAGUGCCGUAGUUGUUUGUGGGCCACGGGGGCUAUCAGAUGAUGUUCGUCGGAGCGUGGUGUCUCUUAGUGAUGAACGGGCUGUGCAUAAGGGGACAGGUGCUCAGGGGAUUUAUCUGCAUGUUGAGAGUUUCGGAUGGUAAAAGUUGAGUUCUGCAUAUACCUGGCGUUGUGUGUAUUUGGAUAUUGUACGUAUAAUAUUCAUGAGAAUGAAAUGAAACAGUG
Aspergillus glaucus CBS 516.65 is the source of this 2173-nucleotide messenger RNA. Its product is annotated as ferric reductase family protein. The coding region runs from base 1 to 2091 and encodes 696 amino acids. The transcript has 2 exons. Gene Ontology annotation, molecular function: ferric-chelate reductase activity. Gene Ontology annotation, biological process: iron ion transport; intracellular iron ion homeostasis; copper ion import. The record is from RefSeq and is a predicted model, not a curated record. Lineage: Eukaryota; Fungi; Ascomycota; Eurotiomycetes; Eurotiales; Aspergillaceae. Gene Ontology annotation, cellular component: plasma membrane.